AUGGCAAGAGUGGAUAAGGCUCGUUUUGCCAGACUAGCAGUAAAUAUUGAUCUCACGAAACUGCUAGUUUUCAUGGUUAAGCUAGAUGGAGUCACUCAAAUAGUGGAAUACGAGAGCCUACCAACAAUCUGUUAUCACUGUGGAAGAUAUGGUCUUCUAGAAGUAUCAUCUCCGACUAAACAUGGCCAGCAGAAGAUGACUGAGCCAACAACUACCUCACUGAAACAAGCAGCGGUGCAGACUGAGCAUGCUGCCUUUGAUCAGGAGCCCAAGGCACGGGAAGUGGUAGAGCGUGACAAUCACAUCUUUGGCCCCUGGAUGCAAGUACCGUCUCGAGCCUGGCAAAAUAGGAAAGGCUACAAAAGGCCAUCUAACAAUGUAGCGAGCAAAAAUGACAGGGGAGGCAAUAGGUUCAAAGUACUCCACUCUGCAGAUGAAGAAGAUAAUCACCAUAGCAGUAAUCCCGGCAAAGAAGCAAGGAAAGCUAACACUUUGAGCCAAGAGAUGGUUAUUCCCAAGAGACACAGGGGAAGGAAAGGGUGGAAAAGACAACCACUUGAAAGGAAAAGGUAA
Molecule: messenger RNA, 573 nt
Organism: Neltuma alba
Lineage: Eukaryota; Viridiplantae; Streptophyta; Magnoliopsida; Fabales; Fabaceae
Exons: 1
Coding region: 1-573 (190 amino acids)
Source: RefSeq, a predicted model, not a curated record